AUGGCUUCAGGUUUACCUGCUUCCAAUAGAUCCAUGAGAUCUGAUAGGAAUACAUACAUGGGAAAAAAAUUUGUUCGUGUUACAAAUCCUUGCCUGGUGUGCAUGGAUAAAGAUAUUCUCUAUCACUUGAACUUCGGAACAAAAACACACAACCUGCCAGCAAUGUUUGGAGAUGUAAAGUUUGUUUGUGUUGGUGGAAGCCCCAACAGAAUGAAGGCAUUUGCACAUUUGAUGCAGAAGGAGCUGGGGUUGGAGGCAAGUGGAGAAGACAUGAAGGACAUCUGUGCUGGGACAGACUGCAUGUGUAAAGCUGGUCCUGUGCUCUCCAUCAGUGUAAGUAACCAUGGGCAUGGGCAUCCCUCUAUUUCCAUUAUGCUUUAUGAACUCAUCAAACUACUACACCAUGCAUGGUGCUGUGAUGUUACCAUCAUUAGAAUCGGUAUCUCAGAGGGAAUAGGUGAGAUUAUGCCAGGCUCUGUUGUGAUAACAGACACUGCUGUGGACUUCUUUAAGCCCUGAUUUGAACAGAUAGUUUUGGACAAGAUCAAUCAUACUGAACUCGACAAAGAGCUAGUUGAAGAGCUAUUCAACUGUAGCAAAGAGACUCCCGACUUCCCAACCCUCACUGGGCACACAAUGUGCACCUAUGAUUUUUAUGAAGGUCAAGGACGACUGUGUUCCUUCUCCAGAGAAAAUAAGUUAGACUACUUGAAGAGAACCUAUAAAGCUGGCGUUAGGAACACUGAAAUGGAAUCUACAGUGUUUGCAGCCAUGUGUGGCCUCUGUGGGCUGAAAGCUGCUGUUGUGUGUGUGACACUCCUCGACAGGUUGGACAGUGACCAGAUCAACUUGCCCCGUGACGUUCUGGGAUACCAACAACACCCUCAACUUCUCAUCUGCAAAUUCAUCAAACAGCGGCAGUCCAACCCGCCCCUUCACACUUGUAGCCCAGCUUCUACUGAAGCGUACCCUGAGAGGCACUUGCGACGACUCAAGUGGAUCACUGCCACUCAUAGAGAAAUUAAAAUUGAAUUUCUGGUCCCUGGUUUCAGUUUGGUCCAGAUUCAGAUGUUCUAG
Molecule: messenger RNA, 1077 nt
Organism: Ochotona princeps (American pika)
Lineage: Eukaryota; Metazoa; Chordata; Mammalia; Lagomorpha; Ochotonidae
Gene: UPP2
Product: uridine phosphorylase 2
Biological process (GO): uridine catabolic process; nucleotide catabolic process
Cellular component (GO): cytosol; cytoplasm
Molecular function (GO): uridine phosphorylase activity
Source: RefSeq, a predicted model, not a curated record